Molecule: messenger RNA, 963 nt
Organism: Laccaria bicolor S238N-H82
Lineage: Eukaryota; Fungi; Basidiomycota; Agaricomycetes; Agaricales; Hydnangiaceae
Exons: 7
Coding region: 81-827 (248 amino acids)
Biological process (GO): transcription by RNA polymerase II
Cellular component (GO): nucleus
Molecular function (GO): transcription coactivator activity
Source: RefSeq, a predicted model, not a curated record
CACUCAUCUCCUGUCUAGAUUACUUCAAUACAAGGUUAAAUCCUCGAGCGAUCUCUGUAAAUUCUCCAGCUUCAAUCACCAUGCCUCCCAAGGGUGGCAAUGCAAAGAAGGAGAGUGGAAGAUCGAAGAAGGCCGAGAACGAAGCCAAGAAGCAGGAGCAAGCUGCUGCUGAGAAAGAAAGAAAAGAGGCCGAUGCAUGGAAGGAUAAGGACGUGAAAGGUGGGAAGGCAAAGGCGGAGGAGAAAGAAGAAAAACGCAAGGCAGAGCUUGCACGAAAAGCGGAGACCGCGCGGUUGCUUGCUGAAGAGGAGGCUGCGGCUGCCCCCAAAGUCAAGGCUGCGCCGAAGGCUGGCGCGAAGAAAAAGGCUGACGCCAAACCUGCUGGCCCAGGAGCGAUUGCUGCUGCUGGUGGGAUUGCCGAUGACGGUGGGGAGAGGCCGCCGACGGGCAGCGAGCCUGCGGCUGAAGUGGAGAGCUUUGCUGCGACGGGUAUUGAUAAUGCUUUGGAUCUGCUUGAGGUUGUGACUGCGAAGAUGGAUAAGGCCAGUGUUGGUCAGCAGGCUGCAGGCAUCGAGAGGCAUCCCGAGCGUCGUUUCAAGGCUGCGUAUGAAGCGUACACGGAACGUGAACUCCCGAUCGUCAGGCAGGAGCACCCAGGAUUGCGUCUACAGCAGUACAAGGACCUGCUCUACAAGCAAUUCCAAAAGUCUCCAGAGAAUCCGUUUAACCAGACCACCGUGUCGUAUGACGCUUCGAAGGAAGAGAAAGUCAAAGCACUCGAGGCCAAGAAAGCCGAAGUGACGGAACGACUGCGCGAUAAGAGUUAGAAUGCAGACUGGGGUCCCGCGUGGCAGUUCUCAUGCGGAUUCGUCGUGUUGAAGUUAGCACUCUUGCUUUGGAUUAUGGAUGAGCGUACUCGCUCGUGGAAUGUAUUAUCUUGCUAAACGUUUAGACCUAGCUACC